Pomacea canaliculata is the source of this 2613-nucleotide messenger RNA. Its product is annotated as TNF receptor-associated factor 6-like. The coding region runs from base 102 to 1448 and encodes 448 amino acids. Gene Ontology annotation, cellular component: plasma membrane signaling receptor complex. Gene Ontology annotation, biological process: positive regulation of JNK cascade; tumor necrosis factor-mediated signaling pathway; regulation of canonical NF-kappaB signal transduction. Lineage: Eukaryota; Metazoa; Mollusca; Gastropoda; Architaenioglossa; Ampullariidae. The record is from RefSeq and is a predicted model, not a curated record. The transcript has 9 exons. Gene Ontology annotation, molecular function: protein binding; zinc ion binding.
UGUUCACUCAGGUAGGCUGGCAAAGCAGCACUCACAUAGCGGACGCACAGGUAGCGCUUGCUACACUACUUACAGUUUCUACUGCGGUUGCAAAAUUACUCAUGAUGGAACAAGGAUAUGAUGUGGAGAUGGCAUCUGGAGAGCCCAUAGACCCCAAGUAUUCUUGUCCGGUGUGUCUGACGGUGAUGCGCAAUGCCAUGCAGACGGUCUGUGGCCACCGUUUUUGUAGGUCUUGUAUACUGAGGGUGAUUGGGGACAGACAAUGGGGUAAAUGUCCUGUUGACAAAACAGUAUUUCGAAGAACUGACACUCUUUUCAAUGAUGUGGCAAUCCGACGAGAAAUCUUGUCUCUAAUAAUUAAGUGUAAAAACAGCAAUGAAGAUUGUGUCUGGUUUGGAGAACUCCGUGAAUUAGAGAAGCACAUCAAAGUAUGUCCUAUGGAGCAGAUAGACUGUCCCAUCAAUUGUGGAGCUCACUUUCCAAGAGGGCAGUUAGAGUCCCAUCAGGAAUGCUGUCCCCAACGACGAGUCACUUGUAGCCAUUGUGAACAAGAAGUCAUCUUUUCUCAACUUCAUAAACAUGAACUGCUGCUGUGUGAGAAGUUCCCAGUGACUUGCAAAUUAUGCGGAGAAGCAAACAUACUGAGAAAAGAUAUAUCCAAACAUGUAGACUCUGCCUAUGGUUCUUGUCCUCAGUCAAAUGUGCCAUGCAAAUUCUUUGCUGCUGGUUGUCAUUUCGAGGAUAAGCGAGCAAACAUGCAGAUUCAUUAUGAACAGAAUCUUGAUCAGCACAUGUCUCUGCUGAUGGGCCGUCUGAUUGCAUUAGCUGCUUCUCAUGAUAUACUUAAAGAAGAUUUGGCCACAGCUCAGAGCCAGUUAGGUAGGUCAGAGUUGCACAUCUCUGAGCAUGCUGUUCUUCUGGAGCGACUGAAAGAAAGGACAAUAAGCGGCCGCACCCACUGGCGUCUUAACCUACAAAAUAUGGAACCAGUGCCAGGAAUGGUCUUCAGUCCACCAUUUUACACAUCCUGUCCAGGAUAUAUGAUGCGCCUACGACUGGAUUUUAAUGGUGUUCGUGAUGGAGAGGACUACUACAGCUCUGUUUUCAUUGUGCUGCAACGUGGAGAAUUUGAUGAGGAGCUUCUCUUUCCAUUUCGUGGACAGAUCAAAGUCACACUCCUUACUCAAUCAGGUGGUCACAGUGAAGGAGCAAAGAAUAUUUCUGCAGUCAUCAAUUGCAUGGAGGUACCCCGCAACACUACUGGUGCAGUCAAUUCCCGCAUCAACAGUCGAGGUCAAACACGAUUCAUCAAGAAAACAGACCUGAUGGCACCACCAUACUGUAACAAUAAAAUCAUAUUUUUUGAAAUCGCGAUGGUAGUUCCCUGUGAUUCGUGCACAGGCUGCACAAAUGGUAAUCUCAGUAGACCCCCAUCAGUUAAUCCAUGAUCCAAGCAUACAUUAGUUCAUGCAAGAUAACAUAGUGAACAAAACAUCAGGGUGACCAGACAACAGCUUUUGAUUAAAAGAAAGCAAUGUACUUCAUUACUAAUAUGUAAAAUAAUAGGAAUGCUUUUGUGUCCCUAUAGACAGGUGACAAAAAGAAAGAAUAUACAUUAUGAUUUUAUGUGACAUCUAGAACAUGUAAAAAUCCAGUCUUGACUUUGUUUUUAAUGUUUUAUUUUAAACUCUGUAUUCACAUCAAAGAUGGUUUGAGUGAUUAUGAAUUGGUAUGUAUGAAUGCAAAAUAGAUAUCCUGUUUUAUUUACUUUGGGGAAGUAUUUGUAGGGAGUGGUCACAUUUCUUAAUGCAACAGUCUAAACAUUUCAUAGCUGACUGCAAAAAGUCACUUACACCAAAAGUCAUCUUGCAUCAUAUGAAAAAUCAGCAAUAGGCAAGAAAUAACCAUCAUUAUUCCUUUUUUCCAUCUGUAAUAGUUGCUAGGUAUUUAAGAAGUGUUCGUGUAGUUCUUUGAUUUACCAUUAUAUCAGUUUACUUCAUUUGACAUGCAUCUCCACAUUUUUUUUUUAAUUAUCGUUUUUUUGUAAAGUGAUGGAGAAAGUUGUUUCAAUGUACUCUUAACUGGAUCAAGUACAGUUUAUCUCAAUUUAAAACAUGCAUCCUAAAGUCAUGUAUACAGAUUUUAUUACGUCAACCAAAAUGAUAUUUUGUUUGAAAUGCACUUGUGUUGGUUUUCAAAUUAUUUUAACCUACAGCCUUUUAACACUUGCAUUUUAAAGGUUUCCCAUUUUUAACAGCCACAUUCUUUCAGCCUUUCUCUUUCCUGUAUAUAUGUAAAUAAACAUUUUAUCAAAACUUGCUUUCAGUUGUAUAUAUCUUGGUUGAUAUUAUUUUCAUCAAAUAUAUACUGACGGUUCAAAAAAUCCUGAGAAAGAAUAUGUGGCAGCUGCAGCAGUCCGCAUGAACACCUCUACACCACCUCUGACAACUUGCUUGGAGGGCCACAUCUCUUCAGUGUUAAAAGCCCUACUACUUGCUUUGCAGUACAUUAGCACAACUACAGAUAAAACUUGAUCGUUUCCAACUCUUUUAUCAUCCUUACUUGCAUUUCAUGCUCAACAUUUGGAUCACCCACUAUUAGUGUAGAUUUUUU